This is a messenger RNA of Suillus bovinus, 942 nucleotides long. RefSeq lists its product as uncharacterized. The coding region runs from base 1 to 942 and encodes 313 amino acids. The transcript is spliced from 3 exons. Lineage: Eukaryota; Fungi; Basidiomycota; Agaricomycetes; Boletales; Suillaceae. The record is from RefSeq and is a predicted model, not a curated record.
AUGCCAGCUUCUCAUCGAGUCCCCCAGGAUAGCCCAGUUGCCGCAUUUUUAACCGAAUAUGCUUCUGACACUGAGGUCUUCGUUAGCCAUCAUGACACCACUGAGGCGAGAAGCCGAAAAAAACACUUCCUCUUAAUGCUGGGUGCCAAUCUUGCAUGGUCUUCUCUACUUGCCAAACGCGCAUACGGCGCUCUGUACCGCUACGGCAUCCUGUUUAUCCUUGGGAAAAUAUCACCAAUACUCGAGACCCCUCCUCCUGCAGUGAACUGGCCAUUAGCAGGUCAAUUGUGCCUUGACAUAUUUUUAUUGUCCGUGUUGCUGCCCUUGAUGAACAACUUCGUCUCCGUCGCAAAGCUGCGGUACCAUCAUGGGUUUCCAAAAUCUGAAAUUAUUUUCCGAAAACCUAGUUCGGCAACCGUUGCAAAUAUUCUUAUUCAGCCUCCGGAAAAAAGGGAUGAUUACAUGAAUGAUAUUCUGCGCCGUGCCGUUGAUCCCGAGGAAUUUAAACAGCCAACUUGGGGUAUGCCUUGGGAUGAGUGGGUCAUGGAUUUUCGGGCGAUGGGGGUUGCAUACGAGGCGGACAAAAAGGGUCUAAUCUCUAUAGAUGUGUGGAAGCUAGGCGUAUGGAUGAAGAUGAAGGACGGUUGGACCGUAAUUGAGCACGGGAAAGCCGGUCACCCUUUGAGUCAAGCUGGUAUGAUGGAAAAGCUUCAACGCAAACUCACUGCCAUGGGCAAACGACACGUGUUUACUCAGAUAGUGGAAGUCAUCCAGCUUAAGACUGUUGCGAAAGACGGAACUCCACUACCUGUCACCGAGGAAGUGGACACGAUCAUUGCGGAUAUUUUUCGCCGGAAUGAGAUUGAUUUUGCGCAGUUGACGAUCGAAUUGGCCACAGAACCUCCCCGUUUUGCAGCCAACUCGUCAAAGAAGACGCAGUAG